GGGCAGUGGCCCCGCAGCGCUGAGGAGCGGAGUCCCGGGAGCGCAGCCGGAGCGCUCAGCCUCAGCAUGAGCCCGGCCGUACGGAAGGUGGAGGCUUCGGGCGAGGGCCGCUUCGUCUGCGUGCAGUGGGAGGACGGGAGCGAGAGCAGCUACCCUUGCGUGUGGCUGAGGGACAGCUGCCAGUGCCCCCUCUGCUUCCUGCCCUCCGCCGGAGCGCGCAGGCUGCUCCUCGAGGAUCUGGAUGUCAACAUCGCGGUGAAGCAGGUUGCUCUGGCAGAUAGCAAAAAGAUCUCUAUUACAUGGCCUGAUGAACACACAAGUGAAUAUGAAGCUGAGUGGUUGAAAAAACGAUGCUUCUCUGAAGAAGCCAGAGCUAUAAUGCGCGCAGAUUUAUUUUUACCAGAACGUCAGUACUGGGGCUCAGACCUUCAACUUCCCAAAAUACCUUUUGAAGAAAUAAUGUACAAUGAUGAAAGUGCAUACAAGUGGUUGUGCACCCUAAAGAAAUUAGGAAUUGUUCUACUGACAGGAGCUGCUGCAAGGCAGGGAGAAUUGAUUAGACUUGGCCACAGGAUUGGGUUCCUUCGUCUGACAUUUUAUGGACCAACUUGGCAAGUGCAAGACAAAGCAGAUGCUAACAAUGUAGCUUAUACAACUGGGAGACUCUGUUUUCACACUGAUUACCCGGUUCUGCAGCAUCCACCUGGGGUUCAGUUUCUUCAUUGUAUAAAGCAAACAGCUGCAGGAGGUGAAAGUGAAGUUGUAGAUGGAUUUCAUGUAUCCAACAAGCUGAAGAAACAAAAUCCUGAGGCAUAUCAGAUCCUGACCUCUACUGCUGUAGACUACACUGAUGUUGGUGUGGAUUACUGUGAUUUUGCUGUGCACUGUAAACAAAGGAUUAUAGACACAGAUUCUAGAGGCCAAGCAACUCGCAUCAAUUAUAAUAAUGCAACAAGGGACACAGUGUUUGAUAUACCAGCUGAAAAAGUGAGACCAUUUUAUGCAGCUCUAAAGGAAUUUAAUGGUUUAUUGAACAGCCCAGAACACAAGUUUACUUACAAGUUGAAACCAGGAGACAUACUGACGUUUGAUAACUGGCGUGUGCUUCAUGGUCGCCAAAGCUACCCAUCCUGUUCAGACGUGACACGUCACCUGGAAGGUGCCUAUGCAGACUGGGAUGUAGUCAUGUCAAGGCUCCAGCUCCUUAGGAAAAUGGUCCUGAAUAGGGAUUGAGCUUUCUUCUAACUAGAAUGAGCAAAACGUAGAUUACCUAACCUCAAUCACAACAGCAAUAUUAAAAAAAUUAGUCUUCUUUUCAGAAACUAACAUCACUUUUGACAAGGGCUUGUCAUAGAAUCAGGGUAAAGGCUUUGAACUGACAGAGGGUAGGUUUUGAUUAGAUAUGAGGAAGAAAUUCUUUCCUGUGAGGUACUGCAACAGGUUGCUUGGAGAAACUGUGGCUGCCCAGUCCCUGGAAAGUGUUCAAAGCCAGGCCAGGUGGGGCUAGCAGCAACCUGAGUUAGUGAAAGGUAUCCUUGCUUAUUGUAGAGGGAAUGAGAUUGUCUUUAAGGUGCUUUUCAACCCAAGAGAUUCUAUGAGUCUGUCAUAUAUUUUUGAUUUCUAUAAGCCAAGAAACAUUUUGUUCAUAACAAUUUAAGAUUUAUCUGUGCCCUGGUCUUUGAAUCUAGGAAAUAUAUUGCUAUGUCUGUAAGUUUAUGUGCUUUUAUAAAAGCAGUAUGUAAAGCGGCUUGAAAGAUUAUCACUUCAUUGGACUGACUGUGGAUCACAAGAUCUGCCUUUGCCUUUACAUAUCUACCUGCCCUCCCUAGAAGGCUUGAAAGGUAAAAGGAAAAAAGUACAGUUAACUAAAUUUUGUUACAAAUGGCACCUUCCUUUAUUUUCAGAGAAGUAUUCUUUAUUGCAUAAAUCAUAACUAAAAUUCACUAUCAAAAUUUUUAAAAAACCACUACCGUGGUGUUAUUUUUAAAUACACACCUUUCUAGGUAGGACUCUGCUGUAAUACAUGAUGUCAUUGAACACAGGCUGUAUUUGCUACAUCCAACUGUACACCUUUUGAUUAUCACAGCCACAAAUAAAUUUUCUUACAUUUCCAAGUCCAUAAGCUCAGAAAUCAUAAACCUACCAAAGAAUGCAUCAUAUUAAUGUUCCUCUGCAUUAGGAAGAUAAAUCACUCUCAGUGCAGAGGUCAUAGACAGGAUCAGAAAUCGUAUCAGAGGCCAUGUAAAGACCUAAGGUCUGUACAGCAGAUUUUUGAGUAGAGUCAAAAGGAGGAACACUGAUGAUGCUUAGUGGCUAGAAACUACAAAAUAGAAGUGGGUAUUGAAUUUGCAUGUGGCAGAAACAGGGUAACUGAACCCAAAUCCAUUUUUGUUACACCUCCAAUAGGUCUUUAGGUUGUUUUCCUCUACUCUGGAUUCUGAAUAAAAAUCACACUAUCUAGAAAUUACUGCA
Messenger RNA from Lonchura striata (white-rumped munia), 2472 nucleotides. It is a transcript of the gene BBOX1, whose product is annotated as gamma-butyrobetaine hydroxylase 1. NCBI's taxonomy places the organism in Eukaryota, Metazoa, Chordata, Aves, Passeriformes, Estrildidae. Gene Ontology annotation, molecular function: gamma-butyrobetaine dioxygenase activity; iron ion binding. The record is from RefSeq and is a predicted model, not a curated record. Gene Ontology annotation, biological process: carnitine biosynthetic process. Gene Ontology annotation, cellular component: mitochondrion.